AUGUCCGACGAGCGCCAACCAAAACAAGUCUUCUAUGGAGAUGCCGCCAUUGGUGACCGUCGAAAAGCAGUCCAAACCCGCCGGUACAAGGAUACCCCGAAGAAUUCCUUGAAGCGGCUACAAAUAAAUCCUAAUACUUGGGAAGACCUCACGCGGAACCAGCUGGCCUGGAGGAGAGCAGUAAAGACUGGAUCGGUCAAAUACAAAGCCAACCGGAUCGCUGCUGCCAAUGACAAAAGGGAAUCUCGCAAGUGCCAGACGUCCCUGAUCCGCAACGCCAACACCCAAGCCCUCCUUAUAUGCCCGCGCUGUCUGCGAACAUUCUGGGCGCGGAUUGGCCUCGCUAGACAUAUCCGGCGCUCACCCUCACCACCGAUGCUCAGAAUUAUCGUCGCCGUCGGUCAUCGCUAUGUCCAUCAUCUCUGUCACAAACUCCGCGGCGACGAUGACGACGGCCACCGCAGCUCCCACUCUCGCCGUCGACCAAGACGAUCCCCAAGGCCUGUAGCGGGCAGCCAUAAUGACCGGUCUGGCGUCAUUGUUCAAGACCUCGCUGCCUCAAGGUCAUUCACCCAUUGGCAGUGCGCCGUUCCAGACGCGAUGACCUGA
Spirometra erinaceieuropaei is the source of this 609-nucleotide messenger RNA. NCBI's taxonomy places the organism in Eukaryota, Metazoa, Platyhelminthes, Cestoda, Diphyllobothriidea, Diphyllobothriidae. The record is from the annotation of a GenBank genome assembly.